Messenger RNA from Hippocampus comes (tiger tail seahorse), 3036 nucleotides. Its product is annotated as mucin-5AC. NCBI's taxonomy places the organism in Eukaryota, Metazoa, Chordata, Actinopteri, Syngnathiformes, Syngnathidae. The transcript has 14 exons. The record is from RefSeq and is a predicted model, not a curated record. The coding region runs from base 90 to 2744 and encodes 884 amino acids.
GAUGGGUGGAGUGGGCGGAAGCUUCGGGAGGGUAACGAUGAUUGACAGCGAGGGCGGUCCAAUCGGAAGGUGCACCAGCAAAGCCUAUAAUGCCUCAGCGGGGGGAGAGACUGUGCCCCGGAGUGAGCCUCCUCGGACUGCCUGGGAGAGAAGCACCUGUAGCACGCACUCAGAGACGCCUCUGCCCUGCGUUACACACCCGCAGAAACUCGCGAACCAUCGGAACGAUGCUGUUCCACCAGCCGCGUGUCUUGAGCUCCCUCCUUGUCGCGGUCGCGGUCGCCGUCAUGGUGACGGCAGUCGACUCGGACAAUGUUAGCACCACAGUCGCGGGAGUGUCCGGCAACGGCGAAAACACGACGAGAACAGAAACGCUCAGUCCGCUGAGCAACCACGCGACGUCUACGCAAUCCGCAACUAAUCCACUCACGACAACCGUCAGAGAUGAAACGUCCGUCACCGGCAACACCGUCCCGACAGCGACAGGCCAAAUCGACGACACGUCGACGGCACAUUCGCCCGACCACGAUUCCACCAUGACGACGGUCACGCAAGUCACACACCCAACCAUGAGCAACAAUGUCACCACCUGGAUCACAACGCCCGGCCCGGACUACAACGGUGCAACCUCGGUGAUGACAGUUGGUCCGACCAACACUGACAUGAUGUCAACAAUAACCAGUCAAACAAACAACCACAGAACAUCAGCAACAGCAACCAGUCCAACCACCAGCAACAUGUUGACGACAACCGGGCCAGGAAACGACGUCACGAUCUCAACGACCACAAUGGGCGCAUUCAUGACAACGACUGGUCCACAUGACAAGACAACCAUGACGAUAACACCGGGUCUGACCCAUAACGGCACAACUUCGGCAGCGACGACCAGUUGGAUGGACGGUGACACAACAUCCGUAACAACAAUCAGCUUGACCAACAACGACACAACGCUACGGACAACAAGCGGUCCGCCGAACACCGUGACGUCAAUGCCGACGAGCGGUCCGACCGCCGACGCAACGUUAUCGACAACAACCGGUCGAGCCCCCGAUGACACGACAUUGCAGACGACAACGGGUCUGACCAACGACGUCACCUCAACGACAACUCGUCCGACCAGCGACGAAACGACCUCCGUGACAACGGUCAGCCCGACGGACGACGGCGCAUCGCUGACGACAACCGUUCAGACCGACGCAACCUCCAUGACGACGACCGGCCUGACCAACAACGACACGUUACACACGACGACCGGUCCGACCGACGGGGGCACAACCUUGAUGACGACGCCCGGUCCGACCAACGGCGACGCAACCACGAUGGCAACUGACGGCACCACCCUGAUGACGCCGAUGAGUUCGACCGACACAACGUUAACGACCGGAAGAACCGCCGGCUCGACAACCAUCACCCCGACCAUCAGUACAACGUUGAUGGCAACCGGUACAUGGACCGACAACACCACACCCACCGAAGGCCCAACAACCUGGACCACAACCGCCAAUCAGUCCGACGAUGACACAACUACGGCGAGCCCGAGCAGCCCUACGGAAAUGUCGCCCGUCAGCACCACAAAUAGUCCCACCACCUCAGCGGCAACAUCAGGAGCAUCCGCUCAACCAACAAGCAGCCUCACCCCGACUUCGACCGACAAACCCACUCUGACCCCGCCUGGCCCAACCAAGGGUCCAAUUAUAGUUUGCCCCGCGGAACAGUGUCCUCUUGAAAGCGUCUGCCUGAACGGAACCUGCCAGUGUCUCUCCGGGAGUUUCUUGGUGGGCGACCGUUGUCUCCGUGCUCAAGUGUUUCCUGGGCAGCUCCACCUACUCUCCUUGACAUUUACCAAAGAAAUGCUGAACAGGUCGUCCAAAGCGUUCCAGGACACGGCGGCGGACAUCUCUGCUUCGCUUGGCGAUGCCUUUGCGGGUCAACCAGGAUACAUCCGCUCCGACGUGGUACAGCUAGCCCCGGGAAGCGUCAUCGCGACCGUCAACAACAUUUUUGACAACACGCCGGCCUCUCAGGAGGCAGUCGAGCAGGUCAUCAAGGAUGCCAUCGGAAGCAGCUCCCAAGGCUUGUUGGUCAACGCGACAUUCGGCGGCACGAAGCUGUGCGAUCAGCCUCCGCUUCCCUGUGAUGCGACCACCACGAGGUGCAUCAGCGCAAAUGGUCGCGUGGGUUGUUCCUGCAAAGCCGGCUACAUCUCCACCGUCUACUCCAACACCAGCUGCAAGGCUUGUCCCAGCGGUCAGGAAGUGGUGGGCAACAGCUGCCAGAAAUGUGCCUUUGGAUACGCAGGCUUCAACUGCACUGACUCCUCUCUGUUGGCGGUGGUCAUCGUCUCCUGCGUUUUAGGCGGAAUUCUACUUAUCUUACUGUUGGCUUUGCUCUCCUACUGCUGUUGGUGGAAGUGCUCUGCCAACCAGGCGGAGUGCAGUGACCCCAGCCCAUACUCGGCGGGCGAGUUGACCAAGCCGUGGCCUGUCGACAUCACGCCCAUUCCGCGCGCUACCACCGCUGCCACCUGGGACGCUGCGUCUGCCAUGGAGAUGAUGGACAAACGGCAUAACGGCAAUGGCGUGGGCUUUCCUCCGAAGCAGAAAGGAUGGAAAAAGUCAGGAUCGUAUGAUCUCAACCCGGACAGAAUGAAGACCUUCACAAGUAAAAAUCCGUCACGUUACACGUACCUGGUCCAAGGCCAUGAGAACCCGUACUUCCUGCCAGGCGACGACAAGAAAAACUGACACAGCUUCUCCCAACACCUUUCGAUGGACGCUUAAAACUUUUUUUUUUUUUUUUUUUUAAAUCAAAGAGGCUGACGAUGUACGGUUGUGCAGAGUCGAGCAAUGCUAACAGUGGCCAGUAAGUGUCACUGGUGAUUUUUGUUUUCCUUGUCGCCUUGAAAUUGAAAUUGUGCGACAUGACCUGUUCAAGCAAUGGUUUAUUGAAUGUGGCUUAUUAUGAUUACAAUAAGAAUCCAUAAUGACAAAAUAAGGGCUGGUCCCCCGUUCCAAAUGCUGGUGAAGGGAUUUUUAA